AGGAAACAGUGGCCCUGGCUGGCGGCGCAGGGUUGAGUUUAUUCGGGCGCGACGGGCUUUACUGCAGGUCCUUUUGAGCUGGUGGAGGCGACAGGGGAAACGGGGCCGAGCACCUGGCGCUGCUGGGGCCGUGGCUUUCGGGAGUCCCCUUACUCGAGGCCGUGAUCCCCCUUGUCCCGCUCCCGGUUCUCUGUGGCUGCCGGCCCGUUCCCGGAAGCCGUGGCGGCUGAUAACAAAGAGCCUGUCCGGCUGCCUGCUCUCCGGGCUGAGGGCCCGAGGGCUCAGGUGGCGCGGCUAGGGGUGCGCGCGGGGCGAGCCAUGAGUCCGGGUGCGCGGCGGUGACGGGCGCGGCCGGCGGCCGAGGCGCUGGUGGGGGCCGCGAGGCCGGCGCCUCCCUCCUCGCCGUCCGCGAGGCUCCUGAGACUGGUACUUCUGGCCUCCCGGCCUCUCCGCCCGGGCAGGCGGCUUCACGACCGUCCCCCGGCGCCCCCUGGCCCUCGGCCGCAGCAAACGGCGCUCAGCCCUGGCCGCCAAGCUUUUGGAUUUCUCUGCGGGACUCGGAGGAUCGAGCUCUAACCCAGGCUGCCCUAAAGCUUUGUGGAAAGAAGCUAGGGAAACCUGGCGGGAGUGAUUUUUGUUUUUAAUAAAGUUUUUCUAAGUCUCCGUUUUUAGAAAUUUUUGCAGAGUUUACAGUGCUCUCUACCUCUUUACGUCCUUUCUCCUGCUCGUGGAGUCUUUUCCCUCCUCAGCUAUAAACGUUUUUAUUGUCAGCGGGGAAGACCAGGGAUGAACCUUUUGUGAUUGAACGUGUAACUGUUAAACCUACGUCGAGAUAGUAGUCAAGAUGGACAAAAAGUCCUUUGAAACGGUGCUGGAUGAAAUCAGAAAGGCUGUUUUGACAGAAUACAAAUUAAAAGCAAUUGAAUAUGUGCAUGGAUACUUCUCUAGUGAACAGGUGGUUGAUUUACUGAGAUAUUUUUCCUGGGCUGAGCCUCAGUUGAAGGCAAUGAAAGCAUUACAACAUAAAAUGGUGGCUGUGCACCCAGCAGAAGUGGUCAAUAUACUCAACUGUUUCACCUUCAGUAAAGACAAAUUAGUUGCUCUUGAACUGUUAGCUUCAAACAUUGUUGAUGCACAGAAUUCUCGUCCUAUUGAAGAUUUAUUUAGGAUAAAUAUGUCUGAGAAGAAACGAUGCAAGAGAGUACUUGAACAGGCUUUCAAGGGGGGCUGCAAAGCUCCUCAUGCUAUGAUAUCUUCUUGUGGAACUAUCCCAGGAAAUCCAUAUCCCAAAGGAAAACCUAGUCGCAUAAAUGGAAUAUUCCCAGGAACCCCUUUGAAAAAAGAUGGUGAAGAAUGUACCAAUGAAGGCAAAGGAAUAGCUGCACGGAUUCUGGGACCAUCCAAACCACCUCCUUCAACAUAUAAUCCACAUAAACCUGUUCCUUACCCAAUACCUCCAUGCCGACCACAUGCAACUAUUGCACCAAGUGCUUAUAAUAAUGCAGGUCUGGUACCAUUAGCCAAUGUCAUAGCUCCAGGCGUGCCCCCUCCACCUCCAUAUACUCCUAAUCCCACAGCAACAGAGAAUGAAGACCUGUCCAAUCAAUCAAAACCUGCACAGAGUCAAACAUUUUCCACCCUAGCAAGUCAACUCUUUUCUCCUCAUGGUUCUAAUCCUUCAACACCUGCUGCAACUCCUAUCCAUAUUGCAUCCCCGGUCAAGGCAGUAAAUCACCCAUCAGCAUCAGCAGCUGCCACCAUUUCUGGAAUUAACCUGCCACAUACUGUCCUUCCCGUGUUCCCAGGGCAGGUCUCCUCAGCCAUUCACACACCUCAGCCAUCAACCCCAAACCCAACAGUUAUCAGAACCCCUUCAUUGCCUGCUGCGCCUGCUACUUCCAUCCACAGUACAACAUCCCCUCUUGUCCCUUCUAUUUUUUCUGGCCUAGUGCCACUGCCAGGUCUUCCUGCUACUCCUACCCCAGGCCCUCAGGCCACAUCUGCACCUCGGGCCACUCUUACUUCUAGUGAAUCAUUUGCUUCUACUUCUGCUCCUUUCACAAGCCUCCCCUUUUCCGCCAACUCUACUGCUGCUUCUACCAACAACCAAAAUUCUGCUUCAUUGUCAUCAGGUUUUGCAGGUCUUUCUUUGCCCUUGCCACCAACGUCCCAAGGCGUAGCCAAUCCGACUCCUUCUAUAAUUGCCAGUGGUUCUGCUCCCAGUGUUGCUGGUCCACUUGGUGUAAACAGUCCUCUCUUGUCUGCAUUAAAAGGCUUUCUGACAUCAAACGACACCAAUUUAAUCAACUCCUCUGCUUUAUCUUCUGCUGUUACUAGUGGGCUGGCUUCAUUAUCUUCUCUAACUAAUCAAAACUCUGAUUCUCCUGCUUCAGCCCCUAACAAGUGCUAUGCGCCAUCGGCCAUUCCUACCCCACAGAGUUCUUCCACUCCUGGCUUGGCUGUGUUCCCAGGCCUUCCCUCUCCUGUGACUAACUCAACUUCCGCCCCCGCCACCUUGCCUGUGCAGUCUCCUUUAGCCACCCCUACGGCAUCAUCAACAUCAGUGCCAGUGAGCUGUGGCUCCUCGGCUGCCCUUUUGCAUGCCUCCCACCCAGGUACCUCAGACCUGCACAUUUCAGCUACCCCUGCUGUAACGACUCUUCCUGUUAUGAUCAAAACUGAGCCCACGAGUCCUACUCCCUCGGCCUUCAAAGGCCCAUCUCAUUCCGUGAAUCCCUCCCAUGGCAGUUUAGGUUUGUCGGGGACAUUGGGUUGUGCAUAUACUUCAGCAUCAGUGCCCAUCAGUUUAUCUACUUGCCUUAACCCUGCGUUGUCAGGUCUCUCCAGUUUGAGUACUCCCUUAAAUGGUUCCAAUCCCCUUUCCUCCAUUUCCCUCCCACCACACGCUUCCUCCACUCCUAUUGCUCCAGUAUUCACUGCUCUUCCUCCUUUUACUUCUUUGACCAAUAAUUUUCCUUUAACUGGCAACCCAUCUCUUAAUCCGCCAGUAUCUCUUCCAGGGUCAUUGAUAGCCACUUCAUCAACCACCGCCACCUCCACCUCUGUGUCUCAUCCCAGCUCUACGGCAGCUGUUCUCUCAGGGCUCUCUGCCUCAGCACCAGUCUCGGCAGCACCCUUCCCCCUCAACUUGUCUACUGCUGUCCCCUCACUUUUCUCAGUUACCCAAGGACCUCUGCCAUCUUCAAAUCCCUCCUACCCUGGCUUUUCUGUCUCCAAUACCCCAAGCGUCACCCCUGCUCUCCCUUCGUUCCCGGGGCUGCAGGCGCCCACUACAGUCGCAGCUGUCACACCACUACCUGUGGCUGCCACAGCCCCAUCCCCGGCCCCUGUCCUCCCAGGAUUCGCCUCCGCAUUCAGUUCCAAUUUCAACUCUGCUCUCGUUGCACAAGCUGGGUUAUCAUCUGGACUUCAAGCUGCAGGCAGUUCUGUUUUUCCAGGUCUUUUGUCCCUCCCAGCUAUCCCUGGGUUUUCCCAGAACCCUUCACAGUCAUCCUUGCAAGAGUUACAGCAUAACGCAGCUACACAGUCAGCACUGUUACAGCAGGUCCAUUCAGCGUCAGCCCUGGAAAGCUAUCCAGCUCAGCCUGAUGGGUUUCCUACUUACCCUUCAGCACCAGGAACACCAUUUUCUUUGCAACCAGGCCUGUCCCAAAGCGGGUGGCAGUGAAUAUAUUUUAACCUUUAUUCUCCUUCAGAGCAACAUCAGAAUUGCUGAGGACUCCAGUAAACAAUCUGACAAAUGUGAAGUUGGCCAAAAGUCAGAAAAUGAGAGUAAGGAUAAUCCUGGGGACAUUGUGGCAAGAGUUUGGAAAUCAUGGUUGCAUUUUUUAAAUGGCACUCCCCCAUGUAAAUAUGCUGACAAUAAAUUGUAUGGAGACUAGUACUUGAAAAGCAUUUGGGAACUUUUCAUCUCCUAUCCUACAAAAUUUUGAAUCGUGUAUGUGAUCUAUGUAGAAAGAAUAUUAAAGAGGAAAUUGAACUCUUUAUAGCCGAAUACAGCCUUAAAUCUGCUUGUAUAGCAUCCAUUGACAGAAGUAAUAGUUGUGCCUCAGACUUAGGGGUUGCAUGUGGCCCUGGGGGAGUUACUACCCUUGUUACGCAUGAGUGGUUCCUACUGGCAGUACUUCUUAUGUAUCUACAAAAGGGACCUUGAGACCCACAGUUAUUUUUAAUUUCUGAUACUAACAAUCAUGCAUCCUGCUGAAUUUAACUCAAUAUAUUUCAGGUAAGUGAAAAUGGUGCUUAAGAUAGUCUUUAGAAUGACUUUCAGGUGUUUUCGACUAAAAAUAUAUAUCCAGAACUACUUUCUUACAGAAAUGCAAGUAAGGUUUAUGAUAAUUUGCCUUCAAAAUAUUUUUCCUAAUCUCAGCGGUAUCCAAAUGAGUGAGGGAACACUUGACUGACUCUCGGGCCACCUCUAUUACUCAUUCUACUCUGGAAGCUCUUGGUGAAUGUUUACAAUCAUGGGAUGUAGUAUUUCUAUUUGUACUUAAAGUCAAAUGCUUACCUGAAAUAAUUAUGUGACAAUAAAUAGAGAAGACUCGUUCUUGUAGUAAACAUGCAGUGUGUACUCUAUUUAAGGAUCUGUGGUAGUAUAAUAUGAUCGAAUGUCAUUAAUGUAAGAAUAAUAACUGCCACACUUGGGGGAUAGGGGAGUAGGGACAAUGGAUUCCAAUCCUGUGAUUAAAAGGGUAAACUAGAAUCUACUGUAGUACAUUUCAGCAUCUAGAAGUUUUACUUUUAUAAAGAUGGUGUCUGGAAGAUGUUGCUAAUGUAUUUUCCUUCAAAAUAGGGAACAAACUUUUUAAGUAUAUUAUUAAUAAAUAUUCCUGUAUGGUUAGUUUUUAACAGUUUUUUAAAAUAAACUUUAUGGAUAUGACAA
Molecule: messenger RNA, 4903 nt
Organism: Lemur catta (Ring-tailed lemur)
Lineage: Eukaryota; Metazoa; Chordata; Mammalia; Primates; Lemuridae
Gene: PROSER1
Product: proline and serine rich 1
Exons: 13
Coding region: 845-3688 (947 amino acids)
Source: RefSeq, a predicted model, not a curated record